Messenger RNA from Aspergillus caelatus, 156 nucleotides. RefSeq lists its product as uncharacterized. The record is from RefSeq and is a predicted model, not a curated record. The transcript is spliced from 2 exons. Gene Ontology annotation, cellular component: mitochondrial inner membrane. The coding region runs from base 1 to 156 and encodes 51 amino acids. Lineage: Eukaryota; Fungi; Ascomycota; Eurotiomycetes; Eurotiales; Aspergillaceae.
AUGGCUGCGAAUCACCCCAUUCAUAUUCACCCAGCACGUCCUCUUUAUCGCUUUACAGCUACGGCUUUAGGCGCUAGCAUGUGGUUUUUUCUAAUGUACCGAGCCAAAAAGGAUGGCCCUGCUUUAUUGGGAUGGAAGCAUCCGUGGGAGCACUAA